AUGCCUCUACACCUCCUCGGCAAAAAAUCAUGGAACGUCUACAACCCCGCCAACAUCGCCCGCGUGCAACGCGACGAGGCCGCAGCCCAAGCACGCGAAGAAGCCCACGAGCAGCGCAUGCAAGAGGACGAUGCCGCGCGUCGCCUAGCCAUCCUCCGCGGCGAGACACCGCCUCCCCUCAGUGAAUUAGAGCAACAGCCAGAACUUGAACCCAAACCUCGCGACCGCGACUCCUACUCCACCACCACCCGCAAACGCAAACGCCAUGGCGAAGACGACACCGAUUUCGAGAUGCGCAUCGCCCGUGAGCGCGCAGCAGCGGGCGACCGCGCAACCCGCGAGUUGGCGGGUCCUUCUUCUUCUACGUCUUCUUCCCACCCGCGCUCGUCCACUCGACCCGGCGUAGAACCCUCCCUAGUCGAUAGCAAAGGGCACAUCACCCUCUUCUCACCGCCUUCCCCCUCCCAGCAACCCCGUGAACCCCACCCCGAAGUCGCGCGCGAAGCGGCGCACAAGGAGCGGGAGCUGAAGGAUCAGUACCAGAUGCGACUUGUUAAUGCGGCGGGGAAAGAUGGGGCGGGGUUGACGGAUGGUGGGCCGUGGUACGCUGCUGCUGCUGCUGCUGCUGCGGCGAGGGAUGGCCAGGCGGAGGAAGGAUCUGGGACCGUGGAAGUGGUGGAGAAGAAUGUGUUUGGGAGGGAUGACCCGGGGAGGAGGGUUAGAGCGGCUGCGAGGUUGGAUGCGGGGGAUCCGCUGGGGAUGAUGAAGAGGGGGGCGAAGAUGGUGAGGGAGUUGGAGAAGGAGAGGAGGAAGGAGAGGGAGGAGAGGGAUAGGGGGAUGAGGGAGUUGGAGAGAGAGGGAGAGAGGAGGGAGAGGAAGAGGAGGAGGGGGGAUGAGCGUCGGGAGGAUAGAUAG
Messenger RNA from Dichotomopilus funicola, 915 nucleotides. RefSeq lists its product as uncharacterized. The transcript has 3 exons. Bases 1 to 915 code for a protein of 304 amino acids. The record is from RefSeq and is a predicted model, not a curated record. Lineage: Eukaryota; Fungi; Ascomycota; Sordariomycetes; Sordariales; Chaetomiaceae.